Messenger RNA from Physella acuta, 1141 nucleotides. RefSeq lists its product as uncharacterized. Lineage: Eukaryota; Metazoa; Mollusca; Gastropoda; Physidae. The record is from RefSeq and is a predicted model, not a curated record.
GUUUAUUAGAUCUUUAGUCUAAAGAAAAUAAAAGAUAUCGAAUUGUACCUCUACUGUCUUUAAUUUAUGAAAAUACCUAAAUUAACCGUUUUAUUACUAUUUACACCAAUAGUUACCUUAAAGUUUUACACGCCCAGUCGCAAUGUGAAAUUUAAGCAUUUUAUACUUGCAAUAAUAUACGACUGGUAUAAUUUAACCCAUGUAUUGUAUAAUUUUUAGUCAAAGAAUAAGUGAUCAGCUUCUCAGCCCAAGUGUAGUUGAGACUGGAGGAACUUUUACUGUGACAUGUGACGCGUCACGUGCUGGUGUUCCAACAACUGCUACAACAGUUCGGACGCUGGUGAUUGAGUGGUCAGAUGGUACACAGCAGCUUAAACCUUUAGCAAGAUACGGACAUAAUGGUACUCAAUACGAUGCUAAGGGACCAAAAGAUGUAACCUUUCAAUGGAAGUUUGGCAGCAGGUUAAGUAAUUUUAACAGUUUUACACCAUAUUCUGUACAAAACGCGACGUCAGUUGCUGAACCUGUGCUGGUCAGCUCUGGGGCAACCUGUGUCCAGUAUAUUCAUUCGUCAACACUGAAGUUUCAAACAGAAGAAAAGUACGACGGCUACACGUAUGUGUGUGUGGCUACAGAAAACAACAAGAACACAAUUGUUGGGAAUAUGACGUUGUACACUAAAACAGGGAAACAGUCCCCUUAUACAAGUCAGCCACUUAGUGAAACCCUCGUCAACCCAAAAGCAGUUGAUGUAGGAGGAUCAUUCACGGUGACAUGUGACGCUUCACGUGCUGGCGUUCCAACAAAUGCAACGACAAUUUUAAGCCUGACUGUUGCAAGGAGAGAUGGCGAAAAAGAGCCAAUAACUUUAGCGAGAUACAACACGCUUACCUUCCCAUACGAGUCAUCAAUUCCACCAAAAACAUCACAUGGCGGUAAAAAAAGGUUUUAUUUCUCUGGACGGAUUAAUAAAACAUCUGACAGACUAAAUAACAGAAACACAAUGAUGAUGAACAUGACGGUCAACGAUGCUGGAUGUCCAGACGAUGGCGUGUAUAUUUGUACUGCGAUAUACUUCAAUUCAAAUAAUGAUGUUUUAAUGAGAGUCGGUAUCAGAGUCUUACAAUUACAGGCGAGUUAA